UAAGAAAAAAAAGUGAACCAUAUAAAAAAUUAGUUUUUCGGUAAUCCUCUCACUAGACCUGUUCUCUUUUCCUUUUUUAUACUACACUAUUUAAAUAUCAUGCCUCACUCCACCAGCGAUAAGGUUGACGAACAAAAUCAAGUUCCUGAGAUCAUUACACAUCCAGUACCUAGUCGUCUUCUUGAUUCAAAACAAUGUCCCACACCUCAUGUCAACUCUAUGGAGCAAUAUCGCUCCAUGUGGAAAGAGAGUGUUGAGCAGCCCGAUAUUUUCUUUGGCAACCUUGCCCGUGAGCUUUUAACUUGGGAUAAACCUUUCGAGACUGUCAGUCAUGGCUCAUUCGAAAAUGGUGAUAUUUCUUGGUUUGUAAACGGUGAAUUAAAUGCCUGUUACAAUGCUGUUGAUCGUCACGCUUUUGCCAACCCUGACAAGAUUGCUAUUAUUCAUGAAGGUGAUGAGCCUACCGAAGUCCGUCGCAUCAGCUACGGUGAGCUUUUACGUGAAGUAUCUCGUAUGGGUAAUGUUCUCAAAAGCCUUGGUGUCCGUAGAGGUGAUAACGUUGCUAUUUAUAUGCCAAUGAUUCCCGAAACUUUGAUUGCCAUGUUGGCUUGUGCCCGUAUUGGUGCUGUUCAUUCCGUUGUCUUCGCUGGUUUCUCCGCCGAUUCCCUUCUUGAUCGUGUUGCUGAUUGUGGUGCUCAUGUUGUCAUCACUUCAGAUGAAGGAAGACGUGGUGGUAAGAAUAUUGCCACUAAGAGAAUUGUUGAUGAUGCUUUAAGUAAGGAAGAAGCCCAUCAAGUUGAACAUGUUAUUGUCUAUCAGCGUACUGGUUCUGAAGUUCCCAUGAUGGAUAACCGUGAUCUCUGGUGGCAUACUGAGAUGGAGAAGGCACGUCCAGUUUGCCCUUAUGAACGUAUGAGUGCUGAGGAUCCUCUUUUCUUGCUCUAUACUUCCGGUUCUACUGGCGCUCCUAAAGGUGUUGUCCAUACUACUGGCGGUUAUCUUUUGGGUGCCGCUGCCACUGUUAAGUAUAUCUUUGAUGUUCAUCCAGAGGAUGUUUAUGCUUGUAUGGCCGAUGUUGGAUGGGUCACUGGUCACACAUAUAUUACAUAUGGUCCUCUUACUCUUGGUGUAACCACUGUUUUAUUUGAAUCUACACCUACCUACCCCAAUCCUAGCCGUUUCUGGCAAUUAAUUGAAAAACACAAGGUUACUCAAUUUUAUACAGCUCCCACUGCCAUUCGUGCUCUCCAGCGUUUGGGUGAUAAGUGGUUAGAUAACAUCGAUCUCUCCAGUUUGCGUGUUAUUGGUUCUGUUGGUGAACCCAUUAACCCUGAAGCUUGGAACUGGUAUAACGAGAUGGUUGGUAAGGGGCAAUGCGCUGUUGUUGAUACCUACUGGCAAACUGAGACCGGGUCUAUUAUUAUCAGUCCUCUCCCUGGAUCCACUCCUACCAAGGCUGGUUCCGCCACUCUUCCCUUCUUUGGUAUCAACCCUGUUAUUCUUGAGCCUUCCACUGGUAACGUCAUCACUGCCGUCGAUGAGACCGGUGUUCUUGCCAUAAAGCAAUCAUGGCCUUCCAUGGCUCGUUCAGUAUACAACCACCAUUCUCGUUUCUUGGAUACUUACACUAAGCCUUAUCCCAACUACUAUUACACAGGAGACGGUGCCUCUAUUGAUAAAGAUGGUUAUGUAUGGAUUAGAGGACGUGUUGAUGAUGUUAUCAACGUUUCUGGUCAUCGUCUUUCAACUUCUGAGAUUGAAGCUGCGCUCAUUACACACGAGGCUGUUUCUGAAUCUGCGGUUGUUGGUGCACAUGAUGAUUUGACCGGUCAAGCUAUCCAUGCUUUUGUAUCAUUAAAAUCACACUAUCAAUUCAAUGAAGGUCUUGAUCGUGAAUUGAUUUUGACCGUCCGUAAAAUUAUCGGUCCUUUUGCUGCACCUAAACGUAUCCAUAUCGUCCGUGAACAUCCCAAAACCCGAUCCGGAAAGAUUGUUCGUCGUAUUCUUCGCAAGAUUGUUAACGGCGAACAUGGUCAACUCGGUGAUACUUCAACCUUAGCUGAUCCCUCUGUCAUUCCCUCUAUUGUCUCUCAGGUACACAAGAAAUAGAUUAAAGGCAUCAAACAAAUACUUCCAGCCUUUAUGAACUCUUUAACUUUCUAAAAAGAUUCUCCAUACUCACAAUUUACACUUCAAAACUUCUUUUGGGUUUUGAUUUUUUUGUAUAAAUUAUACUAAUUUACCCUGUUUGCACCGAUAUUCUUUUUUCUAAUCAAUUAAAUUAAAUAAAUAGUUUUAUGACAAAUUUA
Messenger RNA from Mucor mucedo, 2309 nucleotides. RefSeq names its product acetyl-coenzyme A synthetase. Lineage: Eukaryota; Fungi; Mucoromycota; Mucoromycetes; Mucorales; Mucoraceae. Gene Ontology annotation, molecular function: AMP binding; acetyl-CoA synthetase activity. The record is from RefSeq and is a predicted model, not a curated record. Gene Ontology annotation, cellular component: cytosol. Bases 100 to 2109 code for a protein of 669 amino acids. The transcript has 4 exons.